AUGCACUUGGAACCAGUCAAGUCGAGAAAACAAAGGAGAGAAGACAGUCGGUGCACUUGGAACCAGUCAAGCCAAAGAAACAGAGUAGAGGAGGCAGUCGGUACACCGAACAGAGCACCGAGCAAGUUCAGUCGGUGCACUUGGAACCAGUCAAGCCAAGGAAAUAGAGGAGAGGAGGCAGUCGAUUCAGUUGGUGCACUUGGAACUAGUCAAGCCAAGGAAACAGAGGAGAGGAGGCAGUCGGUACAUCGAACAGAGCACCGAACAAGUUCAGACCAACCAAAUCUCAUCCCAAACGGUUGGUUAUCGUCGGUGAUCUUUUUCUAG
Molecule: messenger RNA, 327 nt
Organism: Ilex paraguariensis (yerba mate)
Lineage: Eukaryota; Viridiplantae; Streptophyta; Magnoliopsida; Aquifoliales; Aquifoliaceae
Source: the annotation of a GenBank genome assembly